AUGGCACGGCAGCGGCAGCCAAACUUUACCAAGGGUGCCUAUGUCACUGAAAGGGCAAAGGCAAAGCGACAUGGACGCAUUAUCAAGGUCGAUCGAACUGAUGAGAAAAAGCAUCAAUGGAUUGUUCGAUUCCAACAAAUGGAUGGUACCACCGUGGACGAACCCAAGUCUUCCGGCCAGCUCACCAGAAACAAAGACCAAGAUGGACCUUUCAUCGAGAUGCCAGCACCGGAGCAACAACAACCAGCACCGGAGCCAGAGCCGGAGCCAGAGCCGGAGCCAGAGCCGGAGCCAGAGCCGUUGGCUGCGUCGCCUGCCCGGAGACCAAAGCGGAAAGCAGCUUUGAAUCACAAAGUUUGCAAAACACCAGCUCCUAUCUUGCGUUCGUUGUCUCUUUCCUCUGCUUCUCACUCAUCUGUCGGGGGAAAAUCCGAUUCAUCUUCCGAGGUAGAAUUCGAUGCCGAUUCAUCUUCCGAGGAGAGAUCAUCCGAGGACGAACGAGCCGAAGACGAAGACGACAACGACUUGCCUCGCUUCUAUGAUUGGACCAAACACCAACCACCAGCCGAAACAACAGACGGGGACCAAGCCUUCGAUGCCAUCCCCAACGAACUCACCGAGGACAUCGAACCUGUAGAUGAACGCGACUUUGAGCGGGAGGACGAACAUCGUCGGAAGACGGAGAUCUACAAGGCCGAGAAACAGGCCCUACUUGACGAGAAGUGGACCGUCUCUCUUGAGCCAGUCAAGCCACCUUUCAAGCCGGGCGCAAUUAGGGCUGAAGACAACAUCAAGUGGGUAGUUCAAUUUGAAAACACUGGAACAAAGGAGAUCCUUUCCCAUCAGUUGCUGAUCCAAGUGUGGGAAGCUGAUCCUUACGUCUGGGAAGUUGUUGCUGACUCGGACCCUCCUCAAACUCCACAGGAGUACGCGCAGGUUGGUCUCGUUGGUUUCGACUUCAAGUGCUUUGAUCCAGAGCGGAACGCCAAGAACAGUACGGCCUACGAGUAUCCUUACCUCAAGUUGAUGAAAACGCUGUGGCCGGGAGACCCAAGGGUGCAGCUGCGUCGAUUGAACGAACAAAUUGAUUGUGUCAACGAGAAAGCCAAAUCAAACAAGAGCGGAAAGAAAAGGAAGGUGAUCAAACAAGUGUCAGAGAAUGAGUGGUGGAAAUUCAUUGGCAUCCUGGUCUCUGCCGCGGCUCAAAAGCUUGGUGGCCAUUCUCUCUGGGAGAAGGAGUCGCACAGAAACGACUGGACAAUUACUGAGCCCAUAAACUACGGCGUUAAUGGCAAAGAGUACAUGUCGCAACAACGAUUCAAGGACAUCAAAUCCGUCUUCCCUUUUGCGUUCGCUGACACCAUCGCAAAGGAGAAAGGCGAUCCAUGGUAUAUGAUCAGGGGAAUGGUGGAUGGAUUCAAUGAGAACCGAAACAGAUUGAUUGCUGCUUCAAUUAUCAAGGUGAUGGAUGAGACAAUGAGUGCAUUCAGGCCGCAAACAACUGCCUAUGGAAAUAUUCCUCACCUCUCUUACGUCCAACGCAAACCGGAGCCGCUUGGAACCGAGUUCAAGACUGUGGGAUGCUCCAAGACUGGCGUCAUCAUUCACUGUGAAAUUCAGGAGGGAGCAGAAGCCAUGAAGAAGAAAGAACAUGCGGAGCUUGGUGGAACUGCAGCUUGUACGAUUCGGAUGGCUGAAGCCUCGAGCUACUGUGGCAGCAGCUUCCAAUCUCGAAAGGAAGCAAGACAAGAUGGUCGUUCAGAGUUCUUUAAAGCUGAUCUGAUUUUCAACGACAUGUCGGACAAGGCACCAAGCAACGAUGGCUACCUUAAUCUCGCUGUUUCGACCGAUUGCCCACUCGACCAGAUCCAUGUCGGAAGGAACGAAGUGUUGUCUCCCGUCACAGUCGCAACAAUCGACACGAUAGAGGAUCAACAUAUCUUUGGAGACAACUCUGACUGCGAGGAGGACAGUGGACGCCCAAAGAGAAGAACUUGCCGUGCAGAUGGUUGUAAGAAGAAGACUCAAAAACGAUGCGAGCACCCCGCGUGCCGUGGCAUCUCCUACAAUGCGAAUGGAGCGGCCAAGAAAGGAGUGUUCUAUUGCGAGUCGCACUGGAACAUGCACUACAAAGAGAUUGCUCGUGCCAUGGAAUUUUCGGCUCGGAAAUAG
Molecule: messenger RNA, 2172 nt
Organism: Seminavis robusta
Lineage: Eukaryota; Bacillariophyta; Bacillariophyceae; Naviculales; Naviculaceae
Source: the annotation of a GenBank genome assembly